GUUUUGUUUUAAAGAACAUAAUCGUAUUCAUGUCUCUCCAUCUCAGCCGGCUCUCGAGGCUCCGCCUUGGGAAACCUGUGUUUGUAAGAUCUUGUCUUCUUCACUCUAAGGGCUUCUCAACUUUUUUGCUGCAAACCUCUCCUUGUUUCGUCUACGGCGCUGAGCCUUGUGGACCAAGAAACGCGGAUCUCGGAAAACUCAUCAUUUACAAAGCUAAUGAAUACGACAGCCAUCAUUUGGAAAAGAAAGUUCCAAUGGAGUUGGUGGAUAGAAAGGCCAUGGUAACGAUCGGGUCAUCUCAUGGUUGGGUAGCUACUUUGAAGGAUGACGGAAUAGUGCGUCUCCAAGACGAUUUAAACCCGGCUGCAUCUGAUACAAAUCCCAAACGCAUUCCUCUGCCUCCUCUUGUGACUCUGCCUCAUUGCCAAACCAAACUUGUCACCAACGUGGCCAUGUCCACUUCUUCUCCUGAGGAUGAAGACUGUGUUGUGGCUGUCAAGUUCUUGGGACCUCAGCUCAGCUUAUGUAGACCAGCUCAAGCUAACUCCAAGUGGACCAACAUCAGAAUCGAACCCCCCUGCUUCUACUCCUCCCCUGUUAUGUAUUCCAAGAAACAUGACAUGUUUCGCAUUCCCGGAUCUGGAGGCCACCUCAUUGGAUCAUGGGAUCUACACAAACACAAGCACAAUCCCAAGAUUCAGAGGUUGCGAUUUAAAAACUUUCCCGAGCUGACAAAGUUCAAACGGGAACUUCUUGGUUCGUGCUGCACGAGCCAACACUUGGUGGAGUCAAGAACCACAGGUGAGACUUUCUUGGUUAAGUGGUAUAGGAAGGCCACCUCCGGUGGAGAUUUGAAAAUGAAAACAAAAGCUUUGAUGGUCUUCAAGCUAGACGAACAAGGGAGCGCCGUUUACACUGAAGACAUCGGAGAUCUCGUCAUUUUCCUCUCAAAGUCGGAACCUUUCUGUGUCAAUGGUAGCUCCUUUCCUGGCCUGUGCUCUAACCAAGUCCACACCUUUGAUAUCGACGAAAGCGCACUUGUAGAUCUGGAGGAUUCCUCCAUCAUUAGUUGGGUUGAUGCAUUCGGGUCCCCUUACUUUAUUCCACCUCAAAAAAUUGACUCCUAG
Camelina sativa (false flax) is the source of this 1127-nucleotide messenger RNA. RefSeq lists its product as uncharacterized. The record is from RefSeq and is a predicted model, not a curated record. NCBI's taxonomy places the organism in Eukaryota, Viridiplantae, Streptophyta, Magnoliopsida, Brassicales, Brassicaceae.